CUUACUCUGGCGGUCACAGCUGGGGAAGGAAGCCACCUUGUGCAAGUUUAAGAUCCUCCUAAGACCACGAUGUCACUGCUGCUGUUUCUGUUGUCCUUGGUGUUGGAAGGGUCUCAAGGUCAGAACAGAGACUACUUGCUCCUGGUGAAGAGGACUGUGAAGGUCCAGGAGGGUCUGUGUGUUGUCGUGUCCUGCUCUUUCUUCUCCCCUGAGAGACGCUGGCAUGGCACUGCCCCAGCGUAUGGCUACUGGUUCAAAGUCACCGGAAGUUCAUCAUCUAAAUUUCUAGUGGCCACAAAUGACAAAGAUAAACUAGAAAUAAUAGAACCAGAAACCCAGGGGAGAUUCCAGCUCUUGGGGGAUGUCCAGAAAAAGAACUGUUCCUUGAUGAUCAACGAUGUGCAGCAGAGAGACUCCUCGGUCUAUUCCUUCCGAGUGGAGAAAGGACUUGAGAAAUUCAGUUUUCGGGAUGGAUUCUUUCUGCUAGUGGAAGCCCUGACUCACAAGCCAGAUGUCUUCAUUCCUGAGAUCCUGGAGCCUGGGCAGCCAGCCACAGCUGUCUGCUUGUUUCACUGGGCCUUUGAGCAAUGCCCAGUUCCUUCUUUCUCCUGGAUGGGGGCUGCCAUCUCCUCCCAAGAAACCAGACCACACACCUCCCCUUACUCGGUGCUCAGCUUUACUCCAGGACCUCAGCACCAUGACACUGAGCUCAUAUGUCAGGUGGACUUGCCUAGAAAGAGCCUGCAGAGGACAGUCCAACUAAGCGUGGCCUAUGCCCCAAGAGAUAUUGCUAUCAGCAUUUUCCGUGACAAUGUGUCAGGUACGAGGUUGCAUGGAAAUACCUUACAUCUGGAAGUUCAGCAAGGCCAGUCUCUGCGCCUCCUCUGUGAUGCCGACAGCCAUCCUCCUGCCACACUGAGUUGGAGCCUGGAGGACCGAAUCCUCUCUCGGUCCAGCCCUGUGGACUCCAGAACCCUGGGCCUGGAGCUUCCCCGAGUGAAAGUUGGGGACUCUGGACACUACACCUGCCAAGCAGAGAACAGGCGGGGUUCCCAGAGACACACCCUGGAGAUCUCUGUGCUAUAUCCCCCAGAGGACCUGAGAGUGACUGCUUCCCAAGCAAACGGGACAGUAUUGGAAAUCCUCAGGAAUGGCACCUCCCUCCCGGUCCUGGAGGGCCAAAGCCUGUGUCUAGUCUGUGUCACCCAUAGCAACCCCCCAGCCAGUCUGAGCUGGACCUGGGUGGCACAGACUCUGAUCCCGGCCCAGUCGUCAGAGCCUGGGAAGCUGGAGCUGCCUCUGGUCCAGAAGGAACAUGAAGGAGAAUUCACCUGUGCUGCACAGAACCCACUGGGUGCUCAGCACAUCUCUCUGAGCCUCUCUGUGCACUCCCCCCCACAGAUGCCCAGAUCAUCCUGCUCCUGGGAAGCGGAGGGUCUCCACUGCAGCUGCUCCUCCAGAGCCUGGCCCGCCCCCUCGCUGCGCUGGCGACUGGGGGAGGGGCUGCUGGAGGGGAAUGGCAGCAAUGGCUCCUUCCAGGUCACCUCCAGCUCCACAGGGCCAUGGGCCAACAGUUCCCUGAGCCUCCAUGGGGUGCUCUGGCCCAGCCUCUCGCUCAGCUGUGAGGCCUGGAACACCCAUGGGGCCCGGAGUGCCUCUGUUCUGCUACUGCCUGGUAAGGAGAGUCCCACGGCCUUCUCCAAGGGAGCACUCUUGGGCUUUGGCGUUGCAGCUCUCAUUGCCCUCAGCCUCAUUAUGAUCAUCGUGAAGACCCGACAGAAGAAAGGAACACAAGAGGAAACCUCAAGACCCAAGAUCUCCCGGGGCAGCACAAUCCUGGAUUACAUCAACGUGGUCCCCAAGCCCAGGUCCCUGGCUCAGAAUCGGAAGGCCAAACCCGGCACCCCUCCCAGGAUCCCGUCCCAGGACACUCACUCCCCUGAGUCAAAGAAGGGACAGAAGGAGCCACCGUUCACUUCUCCUGGCUGCCCGGACCCCACGUCAUCCUCUGAUGCCCCGGUCUCUGAGAAUAACCCGGAAGAACUCCAUUAUGCUGCUCUCAACUUCCCCCGCCUUAGACUGUGGGAGACCCAGAAUCCCCAAGACACCGAUUAUGCCGAAGUCAGGUUCCACUGA
This is a messenger RNA of Microtus ochrogaster (prairie vole), 2136 nucleotides long. RefSeq names its product sialic acid binding Ig like lectin 10 (gene Siglec10). The coding region runs from base 70 to 2136 and encodes 688 amino acids. Gene Ontology annotation, molecular function: sialic acid binding. NCBI's taxonomy places the organism in Eukaryota, Metazoa, Chordata, Mammalia, Rodentia, Cricetidae. The transcript has 11 exons. Gene Ontology annotation, biological process: cell adhesion. Gene Ontology annotation, cellular component: plasma membrane. The record is from RefSeq and is a predicted model, not a curated record.